GUAGGGGAGGGUCCAAAAUGGCAGCAGGGAAGGAGGAAGGGCAGGCGGCCGAGCCGGUGGCAGUGGCGGAGCCGGAGGUGGUGGAAGCGCCACGGAGCUUCAAAGACCUGGGAGUGACAGAUGUCCUGUGUGAAGCUUGUGAACAGCUAGGAUGGAAGACACCAACAAAGAUCCAAGUUGAGGCUAUUCCAGUGGCUCUUCAAGGCAGAGAUAUCAUUGGGCUGGCAGAAACUGGCUCUGGGAAAACAGGAGCCUUUGCUUUGCCAAUUCUUCAGGCACUGCUGGAAACACCUCAGCGACUAUUUGCUCUUGUCCUCACACCAACGAGGGAGCUGGCCUUCCAAAUCUCAGAGCAAUUUGAAGCUCUUGGAUCCUCCAUUGGUGUCCACAGUACGGUUAUUGUGGGUGGAAUUGACACAAUGUCUCAGUCUCUGGCCUUAGCCAAGAAACCGCAUGUUAUAAUUGCAACCCCUGGCCGUCUAGUUGAUCAUCUGGAGAACACAAAGGGCUUCAACUUACGAGCUCUGAAGUUCCUAGUGAUGGAUGAGGCUGAUCGGAUCCUUAACAUGGAUUUUGAGACAGAGGUGGAUAAGAUAUUAAAAGUGAUUCCUCGAGACAGGAAGACAUUCCUGUUUUCUGCUACUAUGACAAAGAAGGUUCAAAAACUCCAGCGUGCUGCUCUGAAGAAUCCUGUUAAAUGUGCUGUUUCUUCCAAAUACCAAACAGUUGAAAAACUACAGCAGUACUACAUUUUCAUCCCCUCCAAAUACAAGGACAGCUACCUGGUUUAUAUCUUGAGUGAACUAGCAGGAAAUUCGUUCAUGAUAUUCUGUAGUACAUGCAACAAUACUCAGAGGACUGCUUUACUGCUACGGAACCUGGGGUUCACAGCCAUUCCUCUCCAUGGGCAGAUGAGUCAGAAUAAACGCUUGGGCGCUUUAAACAAAUUCAAGGCCAAGGCACGUUCUAUUCUGCUGGCUACUGAUGUUGCAAGCAGAGGUCUGGAUAUCCCACAUGUAGAUGUGGUGAUAAACUUUGAUAUUCCUACACACUCUAAGGAUUACAUUCAUCGUGUUGGGAGAACAGCUCGAGCCGGGAGAUCAGGCAAAUCUAUCACUUUUGUCACACAGUACGAUGUGGAGCUGUUCCAGCGCAUUGAACACCUGAUUGGUAAGAAGCUGCCAGCAUUCCCCAUGCAAGAAGAAGAAGUAAUGAUGCUGACAGAGCGUGUGGCUGAGGCUCAGCGGUUUGCUCGAAUGGAGCUGCGGGAGCAGGGAGAGAAGAAGCGAUCUCGGAAUGAUGAUGAUGAUGACACAGAAGAAGCUAUUGGUGUCAGGAAUAAGGUGGCAGGUGGCAAAAAGAGGAAAAGGAAAGCCUUUUAGUUCAGGAUUUGAACAGACUUUUUUUCUCUUUACGAACAUGAGCUUGGCAAAAACAUCUACCAAGACAUCUCCAGUGGAUUUUUUCAGAACUACUUAUGAAAUUAGGCAGUCCACCUGGAAAACAACUCCCUCUCUUCUUCACCAGUUACAGGUUGAGCUCAACCCAUUGUAAUACGAUGGGGACAGGCUUCCUUUCAAAGACACCAGACUACCACGUCAGGACCUGAAAAUAGCUGUGGUCUGGCCCUGCUUAGUCACGAAGAGGUGCAGCAUGGUGAGUGCAGCUUGCCCACUGCUGCAGCCUGUGUCACUGCCCAAACUCACUGAGUGCAUCUGAGGUCAAAUUAGGUCUGUCAAAAUGUUAAAAAGAAAUGACUUGAGUUUCCACAGCACAUCUGAUGCUCUUGCCUUAGUGAAGGAAUAUGUGACAUGAAGACUUCAAAUAUAUUUUGCUUAAUUUUAAAACUUGUCUUUGUCUUAUCACUGACCUGGGUCAAUCUUAGUGAUUCAGAUGUGACACCAAUACCUAAGAUGUGUUAUCUGAAGAGUGGCCCAGCAUAGAGAAUGUGUUUCAGCAGAAUCAGGCUAUUCACUCCCUGGAAGAUUCAAGCUGCAACAGGGUAGGUUUAGGCUGGACAUUAGGAAAAAAUUUUUCACAGAAAGAGUGGUCAGAAACUGGAAUAGCCUGCCCAGGGAGGUGGUUGAGUCAGCAUCCUUGGGUCAUGUUUUAAAGUCGUUUAGUUGUGGUAUUGAGUGAUACUGUUUAGAGAAGAACUUCGUAGAAUAUGGGUGAUGUUCGGACUCGGUAAUCGCAAAGGUCUUUUCCAAUCUGAAAUAUUCUCAAAAAAAAACCCAAAAAAACCAAAAAACAAACGAAAAAGAAUUCGAUUCAGAAUCUGUAAUGAUUGGCAAGAUCAAGGAGAGGUCUGGGUUGGUUUUUUUUGUGGCUGAUUCUUGUAGUAGUUACAAACCAACGCAAGAGGGUGAUAUUUACAUAGAAAAGCAGCUCACGAGCAUGGUGGUGAAGAAAAACCAGUACAGAGGCUCUCUGUGUUUCAGUUUAUUUCAGUGUCUUGGGCACAGUUCAGUGCAGUAUAAGUAGAUUCUUACAAGAAUGGCAUAAAUGUGCUUCUCAUCAAACCAGGUUAGUGCUGGUCCCAUUGGCAAUAAAAAUUUUCACACCACAUUACUGCUGGUGAGCACAGAAAGAUGAGAACUUGCUGAGUGAUCAUUCAAUGUGAAAAUUUGAUUGUUAGAACUACACAUAAAUUAGAUUUUCUGAAACAUUAAAAAUAAAGUUCAAAAGAUUCUCGUUUAGAUCUAAAUGGAAAGCUGAAACUACUGCCAUAGUCAAGAUAAGCACAAUGGUUACUUCAUAGUGUCAAGAUAAAUAACACACACUUGCAUGCUAGUCAGAAUGCUUCUUUACUUACAGUUUCAGGCAGCACGUUUUGCAAAAUUACAAAAAACACAGCAUGCUUAAAAGUAAGAGGAACAUGAUUUUGGUUUGGUUUUUUGCUUUUUUUUAAUUUAAAACAGGUCUAUUGUCUUCAUGAGGAACAGACAUACUCCCUGGUGGGAGAGGAGUGUCACAGUGUUCUUACUUAGUCCUGUUUUUUGUAGCAAUUUACUCAAAUCUCCUGAAUACUCAUCUUCAAGUUUGAUAGCUCAAAAGCAGUCUAAGAUUGGUGAUGGGUAAGUAAGGAUACAGAUCUUGGCUAUGUUGACUGCUAGAGCAUUCUUACAAAUCAGGAGGAAGAGUGUGCAUCUUCUGUGUGUCCUAGUGCAGAGAAACAGGAGUGAAAGCCCAGUAACAAGAAUGUGUUAAUUUUGCAGGGCCCUUUAGUAGGGAUCCCCACAGGUAAGAGGAAACAGCCUUAGAGUGCACCAUAGAGAGAGGAAUAAAAUGAGUGAGCAUAUAUCGUUGGAAAUGCAAAUGCUUAUUCCCCAUGGAGCAUGAGAACUCUCAUGGCUGGUCUUCUGUCCUGAUGGAUGCUUUAUCAGAAUUUCUUAUCCUUCAAAAGGACAGGGUGUAGGUCCUGCUAUCAGCAAGUGAGGAUUAAAUCCCUCUUGAGGUUCCUGGGUCUCUUUAAAACCUUUUAGUGCUAUUCCUAGCUAUGUAUUGGGUGGCAUGCAGAGUUAGUUCUAAAGCAGUCUUUUAAAGUAUUAUGAAAGGCAAUUUAUUUCUGGAAGGGGUAGGGGAAAGUCAAUCCUUUCAGAAGUAGCAUGAGGCUUUAAUUAGUGGAGUCUCUAGCAUCUCUCUGUUCUUUCCUGUGUGGAAGGCUGCAACAGCAGAGGGGACCUGUCUUGCCCCUUGGUGGGAUCAGAGAUUCUCUAUCCCUCCUUUGCAAUUCUAAGAAUAUCAGAGAAGUAGAGCUGCUCUUUGUGAAAGGGUGCAGAGCCUCCUUGAUAGGAGUGACUCCUAGACAGCUGGGCACCUCCCUUGAUUUGGAAUGACAAGCCAUAGAGACACUUGACACUAGAAAAGCAAAGGUCUCACCACACCCACAUUCUCACUGGUGCCUCACCUGCCACAGGUAUGUGCAUUCAAUUUCAGCUGAAACUACGAAAAGUUGGAGUGGCAGGAAAUAGUUUCUUAUUGUGACCACUCUAUGAGGGCUAGGUCAGAGGGUGUUUGUAUAACUGAAGUGGAAUAGGGAGUGUCUAAAUAUGUAUUUAGUCAAAACAGAAUUUGCAGCCAAGCUAAAGCAAACUCUGUAGCUGAUCUAAUGAAACAUGAAGGGGAAAGAAUGGAGUGAGACCUGACUCUGAAUAACAGCCAGUUCAGAAAAUACCAGCAGCACUGGCAUGUGUGUGACUGCAUACUUUUGUACAAAACUGAUGCCAGUGUAUUUGUUUAAUCUGGAGGACUCUUGAGGGGAAGUUCUGAAGCACACCUCUUGAAUCUCUGCACAGCAGGGAGCUGAAGUGGGGGAUUAACCUUAGUGUGAUGUAAAGUAGGAUCCAGCCAACACAACCCAUAAUUUUUUUUUUUUUUUUGAAACUCAAGUUUUAACAAAAACUGUGUUCUUGAGAGAUGUUCUGUGUGGGUGUUUGCAGGUUGAAACCAUUCUGCAUUACUUAUAUUCAUUAUGAGAAGGUGAUAAGUGUAUAUAUUUGUUACAUAUUGUUAAAUAAAGUUUCCUAGUUUUGAUUU
Molecule: messenger RNA, 4539 nt
Organism: Calypte anna (Anna's hummingbird)
Lineage: Eukaryota; Metazoa; Chordata; Aves; Apodiformes; Trochilidae
Gene: DDX47
Product: DEAD-box helicase 47
Exons: 12
Coding region: 18-1382 (454 amino acids)
Molecular function (GO): nucleic acid binding; RNA helicase activity; ATP binding
Source: RefSeq, a predicted model, not a curated record